UAAAAAUUUAUUAAGAUUUUAUUAGAUUAGGGAAAUAAAAAUAAACAAAAUUAAAGUAGAGGGAAUAGGUAAUAAACUGCAUUCUAACUUUGGAAAUAUCCGGGUUUUUAAAACGUUCUCUUAGUACACUGAAGUGUCUCAUCGUGUUUGCAUUGGCAUGUGUAAGGUCGAUAUAUGUGCAUUAAUUAAUUACAAUUCAUUAAAUUUAUUCGUCAGUUUAAUCAAGUUUAAGCUAUUAACGUACGAAGUGUACGAAGUACAAAGUGUACCAGUAUUAUUUUAGAAUACGAAUUACCUAUAUGCUUUCAUAUUGUCACUAGUUCAAGAUUUGAAAAGCAGAAAAGAUAGGAUUCGAAAGACAAAACUCUCUUAUUAGUUUAAUUUUGUGACUGCUAAAGGCGGUGAAGCCAUGAGCAACAAGGAAACCACGGAAAUUAACGCUGACCUUCUGAAGGAGAGGAGGAAUUGUAGCUUUGAUGUGGAGGAACUCACAAACGUGAUAGACGGCGGGAAGGUACAAACGGAUAAGAGGCGAGAAAUAGAGAACUUAUUUCUCAAUAGUGGCCUUUCCUACGACGAUGUGCCAGAAGAAUACCUCAGUCCAAAGGACAGAUACGAGAAUGCUGUGAGAAAAUCUGCUAUACUCAGCAAAAUAGCUAUGGAUAUGCUAGAAAAGGUCACUGUGCUGGAGGAGUUUGGGUAAUGUUGUCAACGUGUCUUUGUCACCGGCAAUCUGUAUAAUUCAGGUAUUCUCCACAAUACCUAGGUAAUGUAUACAGUUCCUAGGGUUUGUAUAGUACCUGCUGGUCCACCGGCACUGUGUAAAAUAAACCGAUUUUGGCCUGUAUUUAUCCCCCAACCAAACAUAACCUCAUUCUCACCGAAUGAACUACAUACCAAUGGACAUUUGACCAACUCACAGUGGGUUAGAAUAAAUAAGUGUUGUGAUCUUAACUUAAUGCGAGCCGGGCGAGCAAAGCGAGUAUCCUGAUAGAUAAAUAAAACAAGGAAAAGUCGACGCGGUCUCCUUUUACACACAUUGCCGACUGCACAUUCGAAAUUGUUCAGAAUACCUAGGCAAAGUAUAAAAUGAAUAAUCUAUCUAUCUAUCUAUAUUUAUAAAACUCAAAGGUGACUGACUGACUGACAUAGUGAUCUAUCAACGCACAGCCCAAACCACUGAACGGAUAUGGCUGAAAUUUGGCAUGCAGGUAGAUGUUAUGACGUAGGCAUCCGCUAAGAAAGGAUUUUGAUCAAUUCUACCCCCAAGGGGAUAAAAUAGGGAAUGAAAGUUUGUAUGAAACUUUGUCAAUUUUAAACCGCUCGGGCUGAGACACACUGAGUAUAAUACAAGCCCGAGAACAAAAACUGUAGUCUACACUUCAGCUCUACACCGAAGCGAAGCGAGGGCGGGCCGCUAGUAUUUCACACAUUGCCUUGACGUUUUAGGCAUUAUCUACAUUGUCCAGGUAUAUUACAGAAUGCCGGAUUAUACAAAUUGUCAAUAACAUCAUUGAUUGCAUGUCGAUUUAUAGGAGAUGCAAGUGAGACAGAAGUUAAUAUUGCUAGUCAUAUCAAAAAAAAUAUAGAAUAAAUUCCUCAAAAUACAAACUUGAAUUGCGAAUAAAAAUUUUAGUUCAUCACACAAAUAUACACCACUACCGGGAUUCGAAUCUAGUAGAACCCCUCGGUGCAGUUGCACCAACCGAUUGUCAAAUUCACUUACAUUCGACAACCUAAUACACCUUCAUUAAUUUAAAUAUCAUCAUCAGCAACCUAUUAAUGUCCCCACUGCUGGGGCACAGGCCUUCCCUAUGAAUGGAAUAGGGACAUUGGGCCAUGAUCUACCACGCGAGCCCAAUGCGGUAGUUACCGCAGAUGCAGCCGGGACCAACGGCUUAACGUGCCUUCCAGAGCACGGAGGAGCUCGAGAUAGUUAAUAAAUUUUUGGUCACCCAUCCAAAGACCUACUAUUUCCUUCAUCACAAUAUUGAAUUAGACAGGUCUUUAGGUGUAGUUGUUUCACCAUUAAGAUAUCUUUGUGUUGUGGCCACAUUCACCUCUGAAGUCAUUUUUCAAUUUGACGACUCUGUAAAUAAUAAAACAGGGAGAAAAAAACAGCCCUUGCUGAGUUUCUUGCCGGUUCUUCUCAGUACAAGGUCUCCCGCCGUAGAUUUACGAACCGAUGGCGUAGCUUCUAGACAUUCAUAUGUGCUUGUAACAGCCUAAACUGAAUAAAUGAUUUUGAUUAUUAUGAUUCACAUUAUUUGCUACUAUAAUCUUUAUAUAUAUAAUUCUUCUGUGAGUGUGUAUGUCACUGAACUUCUCUUAAACGACUGGACCAAUUUUGAUGAAAUUUUUUGUGUGUGUUCAAGGGGAUCUGAGAAUGGUUUAGAUUCACAAUUUUGUCCGCUGGACAAUGUUUUUUUAAUUAAUUAUUAAUUUAUUAGUAGUUGUUGAUUUUGGAAUGUUUUACAUUGGAUCCGACAGACGGCGCUACCAUCGCAGUGUCAAAUCUUUAUAUAUAUAAUUCUUCUGUGAGUGUGUAUGUCACUGAACUUCUCUUGAACGACUGGACCGAUUUUGAUGAAAUUUUUUGUGUGUGUUCAAGGGGAUCUGAGAAUGGUAAUUUUCAUCAAAAUGGUCCAGAAUGUUUUAGCUUAUUAAAAAAAGUUUGAAAUUUUCAAAUUAAAGACGUGUAGACAGGACAACGUCUGUCGGGUCCGCUAGUAUACCUAUAAUAUUUUCCAUAUUUGAUCCUAUGGGUAUAAUACUAUUUAUGUAUGUUGCUAUAAAUUUAUUCACGUAUAUAACCUUGCAUCUCAUUUUCAUGUAUUCACUAAUUUUAACAACUACUUCAACUAUCCAUUUCUGUUAUUUCCAAAUAAUAAUUAACAAAUUUUAGCUGCAUUUCUUUCGCGAAUUCGAUUGUGUCUCGGAAAUUUACAUUCAAUAUGAUUACUCACUCGAUUUGAAUAUUCUUGAAAGUCAAUUACGACAAAGCGCUGUCCUUCUAUGCCUAAUUUAAAUAUGAUUCCUACAUAGGGUCAAUAUGGGCAAAGUUGACUGUUAUGUCAAUUCUUAGAAUUGGCAAAACAAAAGUAAAUAAUGGUUUAAUACCUUCGCAGUUGUUAUGUCGAGGCCUAAUCUUAGAAUUAAAAUAUUUAUAUGUAUUUGAUAUUUGUUUUUUAGGUUUUCACGCACAUCACUCAUUAAAUAAAACUAGUUUUAACGGGUUCAUGCAUGAACUUUAUUUAUUUAUUGACGUUUCGCAUCCUUUUCAGGUCUGCAUCGUCAAAAUAAUGAUUUUUUUGGUAUAUACCACCAGCUUGGGAACCCAUUAUACAAGAGAUAAAAUUCCAACUCCGAGCACUCACUGCAAGACCAACAGAUACUAUUAGUUCUUUUUGUUUGCAUAAUUUAACAUAAGAAGGAGAUAGAAAGCCUCUCUGAGUUUGUUUCGCCGGUUCUUCUCAGAAAGGUCUCUCAAUUUUGGAACCGGUGGUAGUUUACGUUAGUUAGGGUCAAAUAAAUAAACUGAAAAUUACAAAAAACAAUUUAAUUUAAGUACUUUAUUAACUAAAUUAACUAAUAAAUUCAUACAUAGACAAUAAAGUCAAAAAUCUUCCAAUGAAAUAUCCGAACUCUCAAUAAAAGUCUUUCGAAGGUAGCUCGACAAAGUAAAUAAAAAAUCAUUAUUCUGACGAUGCAGACCUGAAAAGGCUGCGAAACCUCAAUAAAAAAAUAAAGUUCGUGCAUUAACCCGUUAAAACUUGUUUUAUUAUAUGUAUUUGAAACAAAAUCUGAAAGAAACUUAAAAAGGUCUAAUUUCUGGUAUGCGUUCACAAGUCAGUCUGGAUUCCUAAGAUCUAAAAUGAACUAUCAGCAUGUUGCAUACCCUAUGGUGGUCACUCACUAUCUUUCUGCUUGAUUUAAUGACUUGAUGAGCCGGCCUAUUCGCUAACUUUUUUGACAUUUACAGUGUGUAACUAAAGAGAAAAUUGCAUAUCCAUCGAUACUUUCCUGAAGAAGUAUCUUAAUUGCGUUAUAAUAAUGCAGUAGUAGAUCACUAAAUAGCUCGGUGAUUGUCACUUCCAUAUGUCAAAAGCACUUCGCGAAUAGGUCUACAGGACAGGCUUGAUCAAGCCAAACUGACAGUGUGUGGGGAGAAUUUUGGAAGGACAUGCCACUUGACGGAUGGAUUUUGGCUUGAUCAAGUUUAUUUGAUCUAGUCACUUGAUCAAGCGGUAUGAUGGUCAGUACCAUUACUCCAUCCAGGAUUCAGUCUCCGGUUCUCCGCCGUAUCGCAGACGCGUUCUUCAGGGAGGUCUCGCCGUUCCUACUACACUUGGGCAUGUUCGUACCCACCAUCAUUGGGCAGUGCACCGUUGAACAGAAAGCUUAUUGGCUACCACGAGCGCUGCGGAUGGAGAUCAUUGGUACUUAUGCACAGACGGAGCUGGGACACGGAACCUUCAUCCGGGGUCUGGAGACGACAGCCACCUACGACGAGAAUACCGAGGAGUUCGUGCUGCACAGCCCCACCCUGUCCUCCUACAAAUGGUGGGCUGGAGGAAUGGGAAAAACUGUCAACCACAGUAUAGUCGUCGCCCAGUUAUACACAAAGGGAGAAUGUCAUGGACCACAUACUUUCAUUGUCCAAAUACGAGAUCUGGAUUCUCAUAUGCCCUUGAAAGGCUUGAAAGUGGGCGACAUCGGACCAAGGCUGGGCUUCCAGACCGCUGACAACGGAUUUCUCGGCUUCGAUAAUUAUCGCAUACCGAGAGAAAAUUUGAUGAUGAAGAAUGCUGAAGUAUUAAAAGAUGGGACAUAUGUAAAAAUAGCUAGACAUGGAAAGCUUACAUACGGCACGAUGGUUUUCGUCAGGGUGAUGUUGGUAAGCGAAAUGGCCUUCAACUUGGCAAAGGCAGUGACCAUCGCCGUGAGAUACUCGGCUGUGCGAAGACAGUCCCAGCCGAAACCAAAUGAGCCGGAGCCGCAGGUGCUGGAGUAUCUGACGCAGCAGCACAAGCUGUUCAUCAGCAUUUCGACGGCGCACGCCUUCCAGCUCACAAGCGCCUGGCUGUGGACCACCUUCACUGCCGUUCUGGCUGAUAUGCGCGACGGCAACACUGACACCUUGCCAGAACUGCAUGCUUUGUCGAGCUGCCUCAAGGCGAUCUGCACGUCAGACUGCUCGGCUUUCAUCGAGCAGUGUAGAUUCGCUUGCGGAGGGCACGGCUACAUGAUCUCCUCAAACCUACCUUCCUUGUACGGGUUCACCACAGCAACAAGGACUUACGAAGGCGAUUAUACGGUGCUACUGUUGCAGACAGCGAGAUUUCUAGUUAAAAUGUGGGAACAAGUUGAACAGGGUAAUGCUGUGACACCAACUCUUGAGUACUUGACUCGUCAUCAGAACAAAGAGAUUUGGGACGAAAGUCCUGAAGGAAUUAUCAGAGCUUUUGAAUCAGUCUCUGCUGGAAAAGUCAAAGGAUGCGUUGCCAGCUUAAGGAAGCACAUGAAAGAUGGCUUAGAUUAUGAGGACGCGUGGCAGUUGACCACGGUGCAGCUGGUGGCAGCUGCAGAGGCUCAUUGCCGAGCGAUCUUGUCGCGCGUUUACUGGACGGAGACGGUGCGGGUCAGCGCUGGCUCCAGCUCUGAAGUACGAGCCGUGCUUCACCAGCUCGCCGCUCUGUACCUGCUGUACUGGGCCACAGAGAGGACUGGAGACUUGCUGAGGUUCACAACGAUUUCAGAAUCUGAUCUCGUGAAUCUUCAGGAGAGAUAUGAAGAACUGCUUAGGAAGAUAAGACCAAAUGCGGUUGGUCUUGUUGACGCGUUUGACCUUAGGGAUGAAACGCUUCGGUCAACUCUGGGUUCGUACGACGGUCGCGUGUACGAGCGACUGAUGGAGGAAGCCCUCAAGAGCCCCCUCAACCAGGAGCCCGUCAACCAGAGCUUCCACAAAUACAUCAAGCCUCUAAUGAAUAAGUUGUGAACAAGCUUGGAUUAAUUGUUACGAAGUUUGGUGUGCUGCUAAUAAACGUUUAAGACCCGUUGUGUCACUUUAUUUUAACCAUCUUCA
Molecule: messenger RNA, 6088 nt
Organism: Chilo suppressalis (striped riceborer)
Lineage: Eukaryota; Metazoa; Arthropoda; Insecta; Lepidoptera; Crambidae
Source: the annotation of a GenBank genome assembly